Galleria mellonella (greater wax moth) is the source of this 7417-nucleotide messenger RNA. It is a transcript of the gene Syn1, whose product is annotated as beta-1-syntrophin. Lineage: Eukaryota; Metazoa; Arthropoda; Insecta; Lepidoptera; Pyralidae. The record is from RefSeq and is a predicted model, not a curated record. Gene Ontology annotation, molecular function: structural molecule activity; protein binding. Gene Ontology annotation, cellular component: intracellular anatomical structure; dystrophin-associated glycoprotein complex.
GCGAAACGUCAAAUAUGUAUAUUGAUUGUGCAAUUAAUUUAUAUUUAUGCGAAUAAUUUCAAUUAAUUCUCAACGAUUUAAACUCACAAUUAAAUAAAUGACAAAUAAAAGAUGAAGUGAAUUUUUAUUUUGCGUCUUCCAGUGUAUGAAUCAGUUUAUGUAGGUUGUUUUCAAUUUGAUUUAGUACGAGUUUCAAUGUUCUUGUCAUUUGUUGUGGUUAAUUAGGCAGCAGGAUUAAAAUUAUGGUAGAGAACGGUGCAUCAAGUGGGGGCAGCGAUAGCCCUAAUGCAACAUGUGCCCGUUCUGGACUUCUAGAAACUUUGGUACGCGGUGUAUGGUAUAGAGUACAUUGCUCUUUGGAGGAUGAUUAUCUGAGUGUAUGUUUGGACGAUGGGUACGAUGCGACCACUACUCUUAAUGGGACACUUAAUAAUAACAAUGUGGAGACUCCUAACAGUGACUUUACAGAGGUACCCGAAGCUAUAGCAAAUCAAAAACGUUUAGUGCAAGUGGUAAAAUCUGAUAAUAAUGGCUUAGGGAUAUCAAUAAAAGGUGGCAUAGAGAACAAUAUGCCUAUAUUGAUAUCAAAAAUUUUCAAAGGUAUGGCAGCAGAUUUAACAGAACAGUUAUAUGUUGGUGAUGCUAUUUUGUCAGUCAAUGGGGAAGAUUUGAAGGAUGCAACACAUGAAGAAGCAGUAAAAGCUUUAAAAAGAGCAGGGAAAAUGGUUCAGUUAGAAGUAAAAUAUUUGCGAGAGGUGACACCUUAUUUCCGUAAAGCUUCAAUCAUAAGUGAGGUUGGCUGGGAACUGCAGCGUGGUUAUAUGGCAGAGGCGCCACCCUCCCCACCUUCGCCGCGGCGACGUCGUGCAGAUACUCGCUAUGUGCCUUUGUUGAUGGCUUGUGUAGCCAAGAAUCUAAGGCACCAUGAUCCAGAGGAGCGUACGAUCGAAGUGUACUCUCCGGACGGCGUGCACGCGCUGGCGCUGCGCGCGAGCUCGGCGGGCGCGGCGGCGGGCUGGCACCGCGCGCUGCACGCGGCCGCGCGCCGCGCCGCCCGCGCCGCCCUCGCGCGCGCGCGCCCGCGCCUGCGCCCGCUGCUCGGCGACGUGCGCUACGCCGGCUGGCUCGCGCGCCGCCCGCCGCAGGACCAUAUGAGCGCCUCUGGCGGGUCGGAUAGCUCCGACGAAGCGGAAGGUUGGCAACCGACGUUCGUCGCCAUUACCGAUCGAGAAUUGAGGCUGUACGAGGCAGCGCCGUGGUCGGGCGAGGCGUGGUGCGCGCCUACCGAGAGCUUCGGCCUGGCGGCGACGCGGCUGGCGUGGUGGCGGCGCGGCGGCGGCGGCGGCGGCGCGGGCGGCGGCGGCGGCGCGGCGGCGCUGGGCGUGCGCGCGGGCACGGCGGGCGGGCUGGCGGUGCGCGCGCUGCGCGCGGACACGCCGCACGACCUGGCGGCGGUGGCGGGCGCGCUGGUGGACGGCGCGCACCAGGCGGUGCGCGCGCAGGCCGAGUUCACGUUCCGCUGCCGGUUCCGCGGCGCGUGCGCGCGGCUGUCGCUGGGCGCGGCGGGCGUGUGCGUGUGGGAGGCGGCCGGCUCGCUGGGCCGCGGCGGCGCGCGCGCGCUCUACCGCCGCCCGCUGCACGCGCUGCGCGCCUCCGCCGACGACGACCACUCCGCGCUCUGGCUGCACUUCGCCGACGAUGACACUGUUGAGUUGGACAUGGAAGGCAGCCCGAAGCCGGCGGUGUUCAUCCUGCAUAAUCUAUUGUCGGCGCGCGUACACUCGCUGCCGGGCGGCGAAGCAGCUGACGUCAACCCCCUAUAACCCGAGCCACGCCACUAGCAGCCAACAAAUGGCGGUAAUGCAUUUUUGAAUCUCUAAUUAUUAUCUGAUUACAUUACAGAGAUAAAUCUAAAUAGAUGUCGCAGGCGGGCCAUAUUUUUUUGCCACUUCAAGGGGUGUUUUCUACGAGAAUAGAACAGGCGCUUAUAGUACGUAAACCACGCAGACGAUGGUGUUUUCAAACUAUUUUCACAUUCAUUUUAAAAAUGGGAACAUCUGUUGUCACAUCGGUGGCGAUAUAUUUAACUACGAUAACAAUAACUAAUAUAAUAGCUUUGUUUAAUACGUGGGAAUCCUCGUAAAACUGAUUGGAAACCUAUAAUUCUUUAGUAAUUAUAGAGACGUUCUUGAUGUUCAAUUACGUGUAAUGUAGCUAGAGUCCGAUUAAGAGCUUUCUAUUCAACAAGUACAAGUGAACAAAUAGGUACAUUUGCGGCAUCUAUUUAAUUAUUUCUGUUGAUUACUCUGUACACGUAAGAACUUCUGAACAUGUUUAGAGUAAACAGGUAGUACCUACUCAUACAAGUCUUGAAAAGAUCGACUAUAAAGACAAGAUUCUGGAAUAUGUAAUAAUUAUGUUGUCAUGUUUACUCCUAAGAUUUAAAGCAUGCUUUAAGUUAUGAUAUAUAUAGAGUAGCAAAUGAUAGAAUUAUGUUCGUUUAAAUAUAGACAGUCAACCGAAAGUCAAACAGUAGUCGAGGAACUGUUUGACUCUUAAAUUUACAGAACAGAAAAACAGGAGAAGUGUAAAGUAGACAAAUUGCGUGUUAUAUAAUUAAUUAUAAUUAGUUCUAGAAUAAUCAAAUAUUUGCAUCGUUGUAGUUGACUUUAAUUUCGUAAUUGUAUCACCUCGCUGUUAUUAAUGAAAGUAAAAGACUAUUUUGAAAAACGCAAAAUCUACAGUCGUGUAACAAUUCUGUUAAAAUUUAUUUUCAACAACAUUUGACACCAAUUUCUUUCUUAAACAAAGUUUAUUAUAUUGAAUACUAUUAUUGUGAUAUAUAAGUACACACACAUGUAUAUAUUAAAAUGUUACACUAUAAAGUAACAUUUUAUUGUAAUAUUCGUUUAAACUUCUUUAUACGAGUCCAUAUUCAUAUCAACAUAUCUGCGGUGGCUCAGGAAAUAUUUAGGAAUAUAUUUGCCAUAUCAUAUUAUGGUAUUGAUCUGCCUAUUUUCUAUAUUCUUUAUAGAACUACCUAUUAGUAUCUCAAUAGUAUUUUUUUAACAUUAUUUGUGAAUUUGGUAUAGACAUGGAAUGGAGGACAUUGGUACGUAUUUACAUACUUACACAAUAAAUAUGCUUGAUAUGUUAAUGCUAUAUAAAUACAAAAUAAAACACCAACAUGUAGGACAUUAUUACAAAAUUGUAUUAAUUUAUCCUCAUUAUAAAUUGUGAUUACCUUGUAAUGAUAAAAUUAAUUAAUUAUAAUUAAUGGGAUUGAAAGUAAUUGGAAAAGUAUCUCCGAUAUCAAUUAUUAUCACUAUCGUAAGUAUGUCUACAGAUAAGUUAGUGCUGUUUUUGUGAAGAAUUAAACAAUAUUAUUUGAAUAAUUUUCAUAGAGUCAUUAUAGAUGUAACGGUAUAAAGCGUCGUUCACUUAACGCCGUGCGGUCUUAUACCACCGUAUCAUCAGAGACGUACCUUCUAUUAGCCGCGUUCAUACAUUUCGGGCCAUCUAUAUGUACAUAGCGAGAUUUCUUGUUUAAUACAGAAUAAUCGAUAAUUGGAACUAGUUAUUCAAAAAACAUCCUCUUUACCUGUAAUGUCCUAAGAGCAGUUUUUUUUUGCAUAACUAGCUAAAUUAUUGUAAAUUAUCUUUUUGUUUUUUAUUUUAAUAUUUUCGUUACGUUUAGUAAAAUAACUUUAAUAGUUAUGCCAAAAUAUCGUCUAGGAAUCUAAUAGCAAUGAUGAUUGAUACAUAUAUUAAAACAUGCAUCGGAACACUGAGGGCCGACAUGCACUUGACAUAGAACUAUGUAAAUUAGUAUAUACAAAAUGUACGCAAGUAUUUUUGCAUCCAUCCCUAACGAGCACUAACAGCGCCCGACGCUGGAGUCGUGUGAAUGACGCCUUAGUAUUAGAAGGUUGAUUAUAUUUGUUUGAAAAUUUCGAAGUGUGAAUCUCAAUUCAAAAUUUUUUUAAGUUUAAUUAUGAUAGUUGAGAGCCAUUUGUAUAAUAUUUUUUUACCUAUACUUUUUAUACCUACUUUUAGUAUUACGUUUAGUGAUUUCCUUAAAAACACUAAUAAUCUCAUACCCGCGCCUUGGUUGAAUGCAUAAGUAUGUUCGAAUUAGAAUUGGCGAAAUACUAGUAAAUUUUUGUUCAGGAUUAUUUUACGUGAUAAUUUGCUUUUAAUUAUUAUUAAAUAUUUACAAGUGUCUUAUGCAAAUUAGAAUUAUACUCGUUUCUGCCUUAUAUUGAUGACUAGAAUAGAUGUAAAUGAUUAUGCGUUUACGACUUUUUGUACUAUUAUAAUACUUUAGAUUUUUGAACGGCUUACUGAUUUUUAAAGCAAAAAAGAGAUUAUCUAUAUAUGUGACGGCGACUAAAAAAUAAUGGCGUCACUAAUCGGUCCGCGCGGGUACGAAAGUUCUACCGUAUAUUUACAGUACAAUAAGCUGAUAUUAACUUCCAAAGAAUUAAUCUCAUAUAAUUAUUUUAAAUUUGUAUAUUAUGCGAGUGUGUAAGUGAAAUAGGGGUGGCGGCUGACUCGUCUAAAACUAUGGCGCAGUUAUAUUGUAACAGUUCACUCUAGUGGCUUAAUGUAAUACGGAUAUAUUCAACUACUACUAUAAAGCAACUAACUAUACUUUUAUACAUAAAUCGAGUUUGUACCGCGUUGGUAAUUUUUUGAUUAUGCUGUGAUUGCAUAGGUUUGAAAUCGGUAUUUUACAAAUUCUAAUAUCGGAAACUCCUGUUAAAUAAUUUCAAUAAAAAAAGAAUGAGACUUCAUUGGAGUAGUCUUUUAGUUUAAGGUGUAAUCAACUUGAAUUGGAUUACUUAUACAUUUUUGUUUUCAAAUUUCUUUUUAGGAAAGAUGUGUGUACAUGCUAAUGUUAUUUCGCUCAUUUUACAUGCAAUAAAAAGAAAAAAAUAUAUACGGCGCCAUCUUUGAGACUUAAGCCGGCAUCCCUGUUGCAGAUAUUUUUCUAAUAUGUAUGUAGACACAUUGAAACAUUCCCAGAAUGUAUUUAAUUAGAAUUAUGCUUUAAUUUUCUGUAGUGAGUUAUUUAUAGCACAGAAUGAAGGGUCGGUAGCUCGGGUUGUAUAUUGAAGUAUGUUACCUAUCAUUACUGUUUUAAUUUUUCAGGGUCUUUGCUGAUUUUAUAUUAAACUGUAAAGUUCUUAUUAAAAAGUCAUUACUCGUUUUACGGAUUCUUGUAGAAAACUGUCAAUUAGAUGAAGAGCAAAAUAUGAAUCCUCUUGAGAAUUAUCAAAUUGGUGACUUUAGACAUCUGGUUCUAAUGAGUAUCGUACUUUGUUAAUAGCUACAUUGUGCUUUUUUUUUGCCGAUUUUAAAUCCGAGUCAUUUAACUGUUUUUCUUUUUUUAUUUAUUGUAUAUAUUACGCCAUAUCAUUACAAAUUGUGAUCGGAUUUCGACGGCUUUCUAUUUAAUUGAAAGUAUUUAGGUUUUCAAAAUUUAGUCUGUGUUAGUUUUUUUUUAAGAAAAUUCUUAAAUUACCUCAUGAAUAUUUAAAGACUCAAAUACUAUGCUAAUGGUAAUUCUAUGGUCAACUCGAGGCGCUGUACAUCUCGAUGUCUUAUAAGCUAGCUUAAGGUUUCAUGUACAUUACGUAGUUAAUAAUAACGGUCGUACGACUAAACGGGCAAUAUGUGAAGUGAUAACGAAUUACUUUUUAGAUAUAUUUAUUUUAUUAUCAGAAAUUUACAUAUUUCGUUUAAAGCUAUUAUAGGAGUUUAGCGUAAUAUUGUUUACUCUGUACUCAGUAUUUGUAAUUCAUAUCUUGCUGACAUAUUUUGUACUUUGUAAACUAUAUGAUUGUAUAUUUAAUAACAUAAUACACCUGUUGUCUAACAAAUGGCACUUUAUCGACUAAUGACUACUUGAUAUCUAAAUAAUGAUAUUCUCUUUAGGAAGGAGUACUUCAUCCGUUUGUGACGUGUAUGCGGCGGGAGAGGCAUAAUAUUCCUCUUUCGUUUGUUGACUCGUAUUCCUUUGUAAUAAAUAUUUCAUUUCACUAGUGGAACACACUUUUAAAAGUAUUUUACUAUGUUUGUAAUUUUAAAUAUUUGAUUUCACUGUAUAUUAAUAGAAAUAAGUCAGUUAUUGUUAUUUUAUGUUUAAUUUGAUUGUAGAGAAAAAAAUAUCUAUUUAAGUAAACUGUCAAGUAGACUCUGAUUUCUGUCUUUUUUAAAUAAUUAUUAAGUUUAAAAAAAAUAUUGUUUAUUAUUUGCAAUUAUAUAAAGUCCGUUGUUAGACAAUAUCCGUAUCUAUAUACACAACAAUGUUUAACUGUAAGUCUUUCCAUUAUUAUAACUUAUCAAGGAAAAUGUAAUCAUCGCUAGGUUUAAGUAGAUAUCUUUGAAUAAUGAAGCUCUUUAAACUUACUCUAGUUACCGUAUCUUGUAAUAUUUCAAAACUAAAAUUAUUAAGGAACGUAUGUGUUACCAUAACGAAUAUUUAACACAAAGUGUUGCCAUAUCACUAACUUGAAACUAAUGCUAAGACAUAAUAACUUGUAAUCUCCUAGAAUUUCUACUGGUGACAUUCCUUCGUAUGUUUUUUUUAUCUUUAACGUGAUUACUGUUAUAUAUAACUAAAUAAAUUAAGAAAAUUUUUAAAUGUAUGUUUUAAAAAGCAAAAGUUGGCUUUCAUUGUAUUGGCUAACGCUUAUAGUGUUUUUUGCGAUUGCAUGAAAUUGGAGAAUUAGUUCCGGAAUGUGACCGUAGAGGUUAGUUCCGGGGUUAAUUCCAAAAUCAGGCAAAUACUUUAUCUGUAUUUUUUUUUAAUAAUAUCUAAUGAUUUUAUUUAAAAAUUGGGAAUACUAAAUGCUAGUUACGUUCAAACACUGACAUAUUUUAAGCAGCGUAAAUAAGUGCUUUUAUUUACUUAUUUUUAUAAAAACUAAUACGGGUCAUAUUUCUGAGAAAGUCUUUAUUAUGUUUUAUUAUAUACUUAAUUGUAACUAUUUAGAGACUAACCUGAUUGAUAUUAAUUAUUAUUACUUUUUAAAAAUAUACUUUUUUUUUAUUUGUAGUACUUCUUUAAUUAUUAUUUAUUUGAUCAUAAACAAUAAAUUUGCAUAGGCAUAAAUCAUUAAUUUAUCUCAAUUUAUAUAAUGUAUAAUUGGUAUUUGUAUAAUACUUUUGUAGUAUCUGAAAAUGCUUUACCCGGCAUAAUAUUCGUUGGUGUAAUAUUUAUUAUUUCCUCUUCAGGCAAUUGUUUUUCUGAUUAUACCUGAAGAAGCAAUGGAAAUAUUACAACAAAAACGAUGUUAUAUUUAUUGUUUGUGCUCAAUUUAUUUAUUUAAUCCAAACUAUUUAAAAAGCUUUGUUAAUAUUGGUAUAUAAAGUUCUGUCAUUAAGAAGCAUUAAAAACAACGAAGAAAUA